AGUCCCGGCAUAACCAGUGCGCUUCGUGCCACACGAGGGCUUAACCUUGUCUUCCGAGCCUCCAAGUGCAACAUUUGCUAUCGUGUGUCGCGUCCGCGAACACGUCGCUUGCCAUCGCGCACCGUCUUCCCCGACGUCACCGGCGUGAAAAAAGAGAACGCAGGCGCGUUCCUCCGUGGCGCAUUUCGGCGCUCGACGAAACGAGAGUGCCGUGGUGCCGGGCGAGAGGAGUAACAGCGGACCGCGUGCGCGCGCGCGACAGAACAGUCAGUGUUAUCGCGCCAACUGACGUCCAUCGUCUUCCUCGUCGUCGACGUCGAGUGCGAUCGCGUGAAUCGCGUUUCCCUUUUUUACGUUCCUCGCCCUCACUCCGCGUGCCCACCGCGUGCGAUGAACGGCAACGAAAACAGGGGACGAAAUGGCCACGUGCUCGUGUGGGACCAGCCUGGGCUCGAAGAGGACGAGCGAGAAAGAAGAAGAAAAAGAGUUCGAUUUGGGAAACGUCACAUGGUGACUUUUAUGAUAUUCCUUGGCAUGGCAAACGCCUACAUAAUGAGAACCAAUAUGUCUGUGGCUAUCGUCGCGAUGGUCAACCAUACAGCUAUUAAGAGCAACGAUGAAGUAAUAGAAGUCGUGAAUGAGUGCGGACAGCUUGUUAGUAAUGAAACCAAUGCUGCCGAGCGCAGCGCCGACGGACCGUUUGUGUGGGACAACAAGGAACAAGGCUAUCUCUUAAGUUCAUUCUUCUGGGGUUACGUUAUAACGCAGAUACCAUUCGGUAUACUUGCCAAGCGUUACGGCGCUAAAUACUUCCUUGGGAUCGGCAUGCUAAUCAAUUCGAUUUUUGGACUGCUAGUCCCAAUAUCUGCAUACUGGGGCUAUUGGCCGUUGAUAAUUAUUCGCUUCAUUCAAGGUUUAGGAGAGGGUCCUAUUGUGCCUUGCACGCAUGCACUGCUGGCGAAGUGGAUACCACCUAAUGAACGGAGCAGGAUGGGUGCCUUUGUCUAUGCCGGUGCACAAUUCGGCACUGUAGUAUCCAUGCCAUUGAGUGGUCUAUUGGCCGCUUGGGACUUCGGUGGUUGGCCUUCUAUUUUCUACGUGUUUGGUAUUAUCGGUACCAUUUGGUGCAUAGCGUUUCUCAUAUGGGUCUAUGAGGAUCCAGAACAACAUCCAAGCAUUACAGAAGACGAAAAAAAACUCAUACUCAGCUCUCUCUGGGGUAGCGCCGGCAUAACCUCGUCGCCUCCUGUACCAUGGCGAGCCAUUGCAACCUCGCUACCAUUUUGGGCUAUCUUGAUGGCGCACAUGGGUCAGAAUUAUGGAUAUGAAACAUUAAUGACUCAGCUCCCAACAUUUAUGAAACAAAUUCUCCACUUCAGUAUCAAAAAAAAUGGCAUCUAUUCAGCACUUCCGUACUUAGCCAUGUGGAUCUUUUCUAUGCUUAUUUCUCAUGUCGCCGAUUGGAUGAUUUCUUCGGAAAGAUUUACUCAUACUUUGACUCGUAAGAUUGUUAACAGCAUUGGUCAGUAUGGACCGGCUUUGGCAUUGAUUGCUGCUUCGUAUACCGGUUGCAAUGCCUGGUUGACGGUAACCAUCAUUACAAUAGGAGUUGGUCUAAAUGGUGGUAUUUAUUCCGGUUUUAAAGUAAAUCAUCUUGACAUAUCUCCAAGAUUUGCCGGAAUUUUAAUGUCUUUCACAAAUUGCAUCGCCAAUCUUGCUGGACUUCUUGCACCAAUUACCGUUGGAGAAGUUAUUGCUACAUCGCCCUCGCAAGCAAAAUGGAGGAUUGUGUUUAUGAUCUGCGCUGGGAUUUAUAUUUUUUGUGCGACGUUUUAUGUAAUUUUUGGUUCUGGUCGAAGACAAGCGUGGGACAAUCCAGAUAAAGAUGACGAUAAGAAUGAGAAAAAUCAACUCAACAAUGUAAGAAUCGUGAACGAAACUCAACAUUGACAAUUGAAUAUUUUUAUCUAUAAGAUCAGUGAUGAUGCGAAGAAAUCGACACUGACGACGUGACGAUUGUGUCCACUUGGCCAUUUCAUUUAUGCAUAUUCAUUCCCUCUCUAUAUUAUUUAGCCAUUUGAAACAAAGGAAUACAUUAAAACAUUUAAGUUAAUCUCAUAUUUUUCUUUUUUUUACUGUGAAGAUAUAAAAUUUUUCAUUAUAAUUGUCACAAUUCGCAUUAUAGAUACGUUUUCAUACUUUUGUAUUGAAUUGCAAAAGUUGUACUUCAAUUGCUUCAAUGUUAUAUCGUACGUUUCGUGUGAAAGACAAUUUGUAUGCCUGUAAGAAAGAGAGAGAGAGUGAAAAAGAGAAAGAGGGAGGGAGAGAAAGCUAUAUGUAGAUUAUACUCAUAACCAAGCUAUUGUUAUAAGCUUCGGUUCGCGUUUGUUGUAUUUUAUAAUAUUUAUCAAUUUUUACAUAAUAAUUUCGUGUAUUAUGUAGAAUUAGAAAGUCGCACUUUAAGAACUCGCAUGUUGGAGAAACGAUGGAAGAGAUUCUCAAAAAGAAUAAAAAAGUAUAGAAAACUAUUAAAUACUUGCGGAUAAGCAAAUUUCCAUAAACUUGCCGAAAAUAUCAUGACAGCAAUCAAAGCAAACAUGGUUUUAACGAGAUUACAAAAACCAUUUAUAAAAUUAUUUCUUAAUUAUACAUCAAAACUUUAUACAAUUAAAGCGAUGCUAGAGUCGUCGUUUGUAUUACCGAAGAAAAUACUAUUUUUGUAAACAAGUAUAUUUUGUAUUGGUUUUACAGAAAUACAAUUCCUUUUACAGAAUUUAAAAUAUAUACGCUAAUAAUAGUGUAUGGUUCUGAUCCAUUUUUUGAUUAAAAACUAGGUAAAAUAAAAAAAUUGCAGAUUUUCUUAUCGAUUUUUACUUUAAUAUGGUAACUAAAACCGUCAGUUCACCGAAACACUUCAUGGAAACGUUAUGCAGGUUAUACAUAUGUAUGAAAUAAAAGCAGAGCUAGAUAUAAAAUAAAUGUAUGAAUAAUAUUGCAUCGUUAGAAUUAAGCCGGGAAGCCUAAUUUAAAUGAAUAGAAUGUUUGACAAAUUAUGUAUAUAUGUAUGUGAGAUUUCGAGUAUGUAGUAGUAUGUAGGGAUCUUGAUGUUUCGUAAAACGUACGUAUGUAUUGUAAAUUAUACAUGUGUAAAUCAAAUUUGUUGAUAAAACUGACGACUCCAGCAUCGUCUUAAGAUGCUUGAAUAAAAUUAUAUUACUAUUCGAAUUUAUACGACUGAGAAACAGAUUAACAUUUUUAGGCACGUCAAACUCAUUUGUGAUAUGCGAUGUUGUUAUUCGCGUAAUAUUAACUUUAAUAAUAAUAUGUUGCGUAUUCCAAUACAUAUAAAUUUUAAUUUGCAUAGUGGGCUCCAUUCAAGCAUCCUUGCAGUAAAAAAAAAACUUAUUUAUCUUAGUCUUCCAUUUUAUUAACAACAUAUUUAGUUUCUGCUAUUUUUGUAAAAUGGAAUACAAACGUUAAAAUUUAUAAAUUUUAUUAGGUUUAUCAUGAUCACAUGCUAGAAAAGGAUGUAUCUCCUAAGGCUUAUCUUCAAGACAAAUUUCCUGUUUGUAAUCUGACAAACUUGUGGCAGCAGUAUUAGAGCAAAGAUCCUCAUCGUUCAUUUUUCUUUAGUACAUCACUUUUUAUUGCAACUAUUGCCAUUUUGUAUUGCACAUGUGUGUAGUCUGGACCAAAGACAUGAUAGUAACGACAAAUCUCAGUUUUGUCGUGGGUGUCGUUAAGGUGAAGCCAAGGAUCUUCACUUACAAUCCAGGCGUCGUGAACAGUGAUGUAUAUACAACAAUGGUGUUUAUACAUAUUGUAGAUAUUCGCGCGUAUAGAAAGUUAUUACCCUAUUAAGUUAUAGAUAUUAGACGAGUUAUUUCUCGUAAUUAUUUAUAUAGCAUUAUAUCAUGAAGAACAGAUCAUUACCUCCUACUAAAAUAGAAAUUGUCAAAUGUCACUGAAUGAUUUCGCUUUUGUGUAGUGGAAUGCAUUUUUUCAUAAUUGAUAAGUCUUUUUUUAAGUUUUGUCUUAAGCUGUACAAACCGAACAAUAAUUGUAAUUUCUUUCUUCAUACAGUCUCUAGUAUCGAGGCCAUUUAUUUGAUAAUCGACAUUAUUGUUGAUAAUUAUCUGAAAUACGUAAACGCACAAAACACUCGUGAGCAUAAGUCUGAAACAAUUGAAUUGUCUGAAAACUAACUAAGGAAAUUAAUUAAAGGAAUUAUUAAAUAACAAUAUAAUGAAAACAUUUGUUGGCUUAUUCUUCUUGCGAUUUUAUACAAAAACUUUAAAAAUAAGAUUAGAUAGCACUGUACAUUAGUAGAAAGGAUAAAAAUCGAUGUGCGUAUCCUGUGAUCGUGUAUCUAAAAGUGCCUUUGAUAGUAGGGUUUUUUUCUUUUAAUAAAAUAAUGUUCUAAAUAUUCGCGUUACUCUAACAAGAAAAAAUGUCAAAGUCUGCGAACAUUAUUUUAAACUUUCACGAGUUUGUAAAUAAAGUUGCACGAAUUUCAAUAAACUUAAAAACUGAGCUUUUAAUUGAAAAUGAAAAUUGCCACAGUUCUGAUGAAGCGAUUAAUAUAAUAAUCAUGAAUGUAAACAGGUUUAGAAACGAAUCCGACGGAAGAUAUAAUAAGGAAAUUUAUUCAAAACGCUAUAAUAAUUAAUUUAAUGCAAAAUUUCAUAAAUCCAUAUUUUUAUACAAAUAUUUAUACAUAAUGUACAUACGAUACACGAUGCAAUGUUACAACACAUUAAACAUAUUUUUAUUGUUGGGAUUGUAAAACAUAUGUGAUAAUAGAACUGCAAGUAAAUAAAAAAGGUAAAGUACAGCCAUUAUAAA
Solenopsis invicta (red fire ant) is the source of this 4845-nucleotide messenger RNA. It is a transcript of the gene Picot, whose product is annotated as putative inorganic phosphate cotransporter. Lineage: Eukaryota; Metazoa; Arthropoda; Insecta; Hymenoptera; Formicidae. The coding region runs from base 391 to 1950 and encodes 519 amino acids. Gene Ontology annotation, molecular function: transmembrane transporter activity. The transcript has 8 exons. Gene Ontology annotation, biological process: monoatomic anion transport; transmembrane transport. The record is from RefSeq and is a predicted model, not a curated record.